Messenger RNA from Fonsecaea monophora, 828 nucleotides. RefSeq lists its product as hypothetical. The transcript has a single exon. The coding region runs from base 1 to 828 and encodes 275 amino acids. Gene Ontology annotation, molecular function: oxidoreductase activity, acting on the CH-CH group of donors, NAD or NADP as acceptor. Lineage: Eukaryota; Fungi; Ascomycota; Eurotiomycetes; Chaetothyriales; Herpotrichiellaceae. The record is from RefSeq and is a predicted model, not a curated record.
AUGCCCUCCAACACCAAAAAUCUUGCUCUAGUCUUCAACAAAGUCCCCGACCGUCUCCCGGUUCCUGGUGAACACAUUGCGGUUAAAGAUGUCGGCCCUUUUGACUUGGACCAGAAGCUGCCUCCAAAUGCGCUCGUUCUGGAGACGCUCUAUGUGAGCUUCGACCCGUACCUGCGCGGCUUAUUGCGUGAUCCCUCGGUUAAAUCAUACCUGCCCGCCAUUCCCUUUGGUACGGCCAUAACCGCGGGAAAUUUGUCACGGGUUCUUCGCUCCAGUCUCGAGGGCUUUGCCGAGGGAGACGUGGUGAGGUUGUUGCUCCCAAUCCAGCAAUACAAUCUGUAUGUGGUCGGGCCGCAAUCCGAACAACCGUUCAAGGUGCCCAAUCCGGGCGAUCCCGGUCUCGACCUCAGGCAUUAUCUGGGGGCUCUGGGCAUGCCGGGGCUCACGGCCUAUGCAUCUCUGUACGAAAUUGGUAAGCCCAAACCUGGAGAGAUCAUUGUGGUAUCCUCUGCCGCUGGAGCCGUGGGUCAAUUGGUCGGUCAGCUGGCCAAGCACGAUGGUUUGACUGUCUUUGGAUCUGUGGGCAGCGACGACAAGUUAGACUUCAUCAUCAACGAGCUCGGAUUUGAUGGGGGUUGGAACUACAAGAAAGAGCCCAGCACCAAGGACGUGAUCCAGCGCUUGGUCCGGGAACAUAAGGCGAAGAAGGGGGAGAAGCUGCCAGAAUUCCCGGACAAUGGAGAAGGUGGCAUCGAUAUCUUCUAUGACAAUGUCGGCGGCGAGCAGUUGUCGGGAGCAAUUGACACAUUGAACCUUUUCGGCCGGUAA